Racocetra persica is the source of this 365-nucleotide messenger RNA. NCBI's taxonomy places the organism in Eukaryota, Fungi, Glomeromycota, Glomeromycetes, Diversisporales, Gigasporaceae. The record is from the annotation of a GenBank genome assembly.
AUGUCUGUCCGUGGUGGUAGUAGUAUAAGAAGUUGGAUUUGGCUGUACUUUGAUCCAGUGUAUAUUGAUAAUAUAAGACAUGCGGUUUGUAAAGUCGAGAUAGUAAAAGGAAAAAAAUGUGGAACAAAAUACAAGGUUAACACAUCGACAAGUAACUGCUCUUUUCACCUCUUAAAUGUUCACAGUAUAACCGAAGACCAAAGUAAAAAUAAAAAUAAUACAGCGUUAAUUAUUAUACCUCACGAUGAGUCACAUCAGAUUCAAUUAUGCAAAUACCUUGCGGACUGGAUCAUAACCGAUUCUCAACCACUCACCGUUCUUGAAAACCCAGCUUUUAAAAAAUUUAUAACAGAAUUAGAUCCAAA